Molecule: messenger RNA, 1486 nt
Organism: Betta splendens (Siamese fighting fish)
Lineage: Eukaryota; Metazoa; Chordata; Actinopteri; Anabantiformes; Osphronemidae
Product: natterin-3-like
Exons: 3
Coding region: 71-1360 (429 amino acids)
Source: RefSeq, a predicted model, not a curated record
GAUGGAAACAAACAAACACUAAAUAGACACAAAUGAGAAGAAAAUCACUUCUCUGCCUCAGUUUGUGUUUAUGGACAGAAGUCAGAGUCUGGUUUAUGAUGUGUCCAUAAAGCAGCUAUAUAAACUGAGAGGCAGCAGCAGCAGAACUCAGUGGGACUCAACUGCUGUAAAGAUGAAGCGAUUUGUGUCUGUGCUGCUGGUUCUGCUGGUUCUGCUGGACUUGUCCUCAGCAACUCUGCAGGGAAUCAUUAAGAAGAGCUCACAGCUAAGAAAAGUGUAUCAGCUGAACUCAGCCCAGAAGGACCGUGUCCCUGAACCCACCAGUAAUCGUCCAGUUCCGGGUCCUCUGAGUCCCUCUGAGCUGGAACAACAGGCGGCGCCGUCCUCCUUCCUGUUUGGUGAUAAUGUGAACCUGCAGUGGCUGCCUUGGAGCGGCUCCCUGCCCAACGGCGCCGUAUCCAUCUACAACGGCUACACCAAGCGCACCGACUACGUCUGCAAGUUCAGGUGUGAAGCCGGGUUCUACAACCCCAGCCUGGGCCCAUACUGCCGCUACCCCUACUCUGAACGGGAGUACUAUGCCCCCGAGUUUGAGAUCCUGGCCAACAAAGACAACUUUGAGUUCUUGGAGUGGAAGGAAGGUUCCUGGGGGUCAGUGCCCCAGCACGCAGUCCAAACCUGUUCUGGCCUUGGGAUCUACGUUGGAAAGAACAAGUACGGUCUGGGGAAGGUUGUUCCUCAGCAUGAAGCCUUCUUCCUGCCUUGGGAGGGUGAUGAGUACUGGUACAAGUCGUACGAGGUCCUGGCCAUUAACAGGGAGGUUUACAGCCAGCACAUCACUGACGUCAAGUACGCCAUCGAUGAGGUCGAGAUCUUCCAGUAUCCUCCUGAGACCAUGCGCAUCUCAGGGGUCACCAACAAUGACUGCCAGCCUGUGGUCAAGACCGUUACCAUCUCAAAGACCACAGAGGUGGAGACCACGUGGAGCAUUGGUCGUGGCACCAUGCUGGGCGUCACAGGCAGCAUCACUGCCAAAAUCCCCCUGAUCGGCUCCGGAGGAAUCGAACUGACCGGCGAGAAGACGCUACAGUUCUCCAGGGGAACCACCGUGGUGGAGUCCCUCAGCCACUCGGUGUCCAUCGAGCUCACCAUCCCUCCCAACCACUCCUGCAGAGUCCGGAUGGAAGGACGCAAGGUCAAGGCCGACCUCCCAUACACAGCUCGCCUCAGCCGCACCUACCGCAAUGGAGAAACCCAGUGGACGUCCAUCUCUGGAACAUACGACGGCAUCCAGAUCGGCGAAGUCCGGGCCGUGGUGGAGCGAUGUGAGCCGGUGGUCGACGCCAAACCCUGCCCCUGACAGAGCUGAUGAUGUGUCGCAAUGAAAAACAUGCAAUAUGUAUGAAUAUGUUGUGUUGUUGGUGUUUGAAGAAAAUCUCACCUGAUGAAAUGAUCUUUCAAAAUAAAGUCCUGAGGCACAUUGAAA